GAGAAGCCCUUGUUCCCGCUGCCGGGAAGGAGAGUCUGGUGCCGACAAGAUGGCGGACGGGGAGCUGAACGUGGACAGCCUCAUCACCCGCCUGCUGGAGGUACGAAUGUCAGGAUGUCGUCCAGGAAAGAUUGUGCAGAUGACUGAAGCAGAAGUCCGGGGCUUGUGUAUCAAGUCUCGUGAAAUCUUCCUCAGCCAGCCUAUUCUUUUGGAAUUGGAGGCACCACUGAAAAUUUGUGGAGAUAUUCAUGGACAGUAUACAGAUUUACUGAGAUUAUUUGAAUAUGGAGGUUUCCUACCAGAAGCCAACUAUCUUUUCUUAGGAGAUUAUGUGGACAGAGGAAAGCAGUCUUUGGAAACCAUUUGUUUGCUAUUGGCUUAUAAAAUCAAAUAUCCAGAGAACUUCUUUCUCUUAAGAGGAAAUCAUGAAUGUGCUAGCAUCAAUCGCAUUUAUGGAUUCUAUGAUGAAUGCAAACGAAGGUUUAAUAUUAAAUUGUGGAAGACCUUCACUGAUUGUUUUAACUGUCUGCCUAUAGCUGCCAUUGUGGAUGAGAAGAUCUUCUGUUGUCAUGGAGGACUAUCACCAGACUUGCAAUCUAUGGAGCAGAUUCGGAGAAUUAUGAGACCCACUGAUGUCCCUGAUACAGGUUUACUCUGUGAUUUGCUGUGGUCUGACCCAGAUAAGGAUGUGCAAGGCUGGGGAGAAACUGAUCGUGGUGUUUCCUUUACUUUUGGAGCUGAUGUAGUCAGUAAAUUUCUGAAUCGUCAUGAUUUAGACUUGAUUUGUCGAGCUCAUCAGGUGGUGGAAGAUGGAUAUGAAUUUUUUGCUAAACGACAAUUGGUGACCCUAUUUUCAGCCCCAAAUUACUGUGGCGAGUUUGACAAUGCUGGUGGAAUGAUGAGUGUGGAUGAAACUUUGAUGUGUUCAUUUCAGAUAUUGAAACCAUCUGAAAAGAAAGCUAAGUACCAGUAUGGUGGACUGAACUCUGGACGUCCUGUCACUCCACCUCGAACAGCUAAUCCUCCGAAGAAAAGGUGAAGAAAGGAAUUCUAUAAAGAAACCAUCAGAUUUGUUAAGGACAUACUUCAUAAUAUAUAAGUGUGCACUGUAAAACCAUCCAGCCAUUUGACACCCUUUAUGAUGUCACACCUUUAACUUAAGG
Messenger RNA from Marmota flaviventris (yellow-bellied marmot), 1163 nucleotides. NCBI's taxonomy places the organism in Eukaryota, Metazoa, Chordata, Mammalia, Rodentia, Sciuridae. The record is from RefSeq and is a predicted model, not a curated record.